Molecule: messenger RNA, 1814 nt
Organism: Salarias fasciatus (jewelled blenny)
Lineage: Eukaryota; Metazoa; Chordata; Actinopteri; Blenniiformes; Blenniidae
Gene: ackr4b
Product: atypical chemokine receptor 4b
Exons: 2
Coding region: 192-1304 (370 amino acids)
Biological process (GO): calcium-mediated signaling; G protein-coupled receptor signaling pathway; immune response
Cellular component (GO): external side of plasma membrane; membrane
Molecular function (GO): scavenger receptor activity; C-C chemokine receptor activity; C-C chemokine binding
Source: RefSeq, a predicted model, not a curated record
GCACGCACGUAUGCACGCACGCUACGUGAAGAAGUGACACACUCCUGCUGGUGAGUCAGCAGCGGAGAGUGGGCUGGAUUUACACACUCCAUGCCAGCAGACGACCAGUCUCCUCAGAAGACACCCCAGCUGUGCUGCGAGAGGCUUCUCUCACCUCUCAGCCUCACAAACGCAACAAUUAGCAGACAACAAUGGAAGAUUUUUACUAUGAAGACGAGGACGCCCACUUCAACGACAGCUACGAUUACAAUUAUGAACACAGCAUCUGUGACAAAGAGGCGGUGCGCUCGUUUGGCGGCGUCUUCCUCCCGAUCAUCUACGCCCUGGCGCUGGUGGUGGGCCUGGCGGGGAACGCCCUGGUGGUGGUGGUCUACACGUCGCGGCUGCGGCUGCGGACCCUGACCGACGUCUGCAUCCUCAACCUGGCCGUCUCCGACCUGCUGCUGCUCUUCACGCUGCCCUUCUGGGCGGCGGACGCCGUCCACGGGUGGCGGCUGGGCACGGGGAUGUGCAAGUUCACCUCCUUCCUCUACAGCGCCAACUUCAGCUGCGGCAUGCUGCUGCUGGCGUGCAUCAGCGUGGACCGCUACCGCGCCGUGGCCCACAACCCCUCGGGCAGGACCGGGGCGGGCGCCCGGGCCAGGAUACGCUGGCUCCUGGUGUGCCUCUCGCUGUGGGCUUUAGCGAUCAUUCUCGGCAUUCCGGAGCUGAUCUUUUCCACGGUGAAGACGACCCACCACCGGACCAGCUGCACGGCCAUCUACCCGCACAGCAUGGCGCUGCCGGCCAAGGCCUCGCUGGAGCUGCUGGAGAUCAUCCUCAGGUUCCUGCUGCCCUUCCUGGUCAUGGUGGUGUGCUACUGCCAGGUGGGGCGGGCGCUCAGCCGGGCCGCCGGCGUGCGGCGGGAGCGGAAGUGGCGCGCCCUCCGCGUCCUCCUGGCCGUGGUGGCCGUCUUCCUGCUCACCCAGCUGCCCUACAGCGUGGUCAAGCUGUGGCGCGCGCUGGACAUCAUCUACAUGCUGGUGACGGACUGCGAGGUCAGCAAGGGCCUGGACCGCGCCCUGCAGGUGACGGAGAGCCUGGCGCUCGCCCACGCCUGCAUCAACCCCCUGCUCUACGCCUUCAUCGGGUCGUCCUUCCGGGGCCACGUCCUGAAGGCCGCGAAGCGCCUCGGGCAGCGGCUCGGGAGACACCCGAGGCACGGCGGCGAGGAGCCGGCCGUGGAGAUCGCCCUUCGCGCUCGCGCUCAGACUCAGUCCCAGUCUGGUUCUGACGACCCAGACACCAGCACCUUCACUAUUUAAGACUCGGACACCUAUCCAUUUCCUUCUAAGCACCUACAGAGCAUCGUAUGUUGUAUCUACGUAUCCUAAACAUCAUGCAUGAUGACAGACAUCAGCGCCUGCUACACGGUAUAUGUGCAACGAGCUUAUAUGUACAAACGGAGCAAAUUAUUUUGUAUAAAUUAUGUAUUUUGUUUAAAUAAAAGCAAAGAGCUGUUUGGAAACGUGCGUCUGCUGCUGGUAUGCAGAGCUCUCCUCCGUGAGAUCAUCUGCGCCUCAUUGUUUUCCACCCCGUGGCGUCGCCUCGGGGUGAGGGGCGGCUUGACUGCACGGCGGGUGAACCAUUACGUGGAAAAAAAAAAAAAAAAAAAAAAAAACAUUUGGCAGACAAAGAAAUGACAUAGAGCAGUGGGAAACACCCUUCCGUGCUAUCAAUUUACUAAACAGCAAAGCUGCGUGAUGCAGAGAGAAACUCACAGCCCGAUUGUUGCUUUUAAUCAAUUCAUUAAAAAAAAAAAAAAAAAAAACAAA